Siniperca chuatsi (mandarin fish) is the source of this 2476-nucleotide messenger RNA. RefSeq lists its product as uncharacterized. Lineage: Eukaryota; Metazoa; Chordata; Actinopteri; Centrarchiformes; Sinipercidae. Gene Ontology annotation, biological process: lipid metabolic process. Gene Ontology annotation, molecular function: phosphoric diester hydrolase activity. The record is from RefSeq and is a predicted model, not a curated record. The coding region runs from base 1059 to 2249 and encodes 396 amino acids. The transcript has 4 exons.
AAAUACACUAAAUCACAUAGUGACUUAAAAACAGAAAUGUCAAAACAAUGUGUACAUCAAUUUUAUUUUCCACCAAACAUGCAGCAUAUAAAUAAUGACACUGCAGCAAUACAUGAUCUGCCUCCUCCUCAGCUUCCUGCACACCAAGGCCCCUUUUAUUAAAAUACCAUAUUAUGUCAACUUUGCUAGAGGCUUUAAGAACAAACAAUAAUCAAAUGAAUUAACAGUAUUGUUGAUACAGGUACUGAAAGCAGGAUAGUGGUUGGUGUAUCAUAAGCUUUAAGCACACUGAGAAACACAUUUUUCCAUUUGUUUUACUAUAUUAUAUAAAAAUGUUCAAUAUUUGCAUUGCUGUGGUAAAAGUCAAGGAAAGCACUAUUAGUUCCCAGUGUUCACCUGGAUUCAUCUGGUCUGAUUAUUAAAUAAAAACUGCAGGAAUUUAGAUUUUGUGCACUCUGGAUAUACAGUCUGUAUUAACAGCUAACCAAAUAUUAUUCAACAGGACAAGGACAAGUAUGUUGUGUAAUAUUUGAUUUCCUGUGUAGUGAUACGAGACAAAGCAGGAAAACAUCUGCAGACUUUUCCAUGUACUAUACGCACACACACACACACUACCCAGAUACACUCUCUCUGACCCCUCUGAGCUCAGGACCUCACGCCCCCUCCAUCCUCUGACAGGACGAGCUCUGCUAUGAUGACUUAUUCUGUGAGAUGCUUGUCCAAAAAUAUGCAUAAUAUUGCAUUUGUCCAAUCCAGUAGGUGUUUGGCAUAUUUGGUGACCUGUGGGUCAGCGAUGUCAGUUGAGGGACCUGCUCUAGCAAUAGUUUUAGAGAAAGACAAUUACAAAUACAUAGUUACAUUUGUAUAGUAUGACAGCUGCUACUUAUACAACACCCCAAAAAAUGUUUUGAUCCACUUCCUUGACUUGCUUUUAGGAUUUUUGAUCUUUUUCUGAACCACAACAAGUGAGGGAUGUGAUCAGAUGAAUACCCCUCACACACAAACACACCCCUCUGCUCCCACCCCUGCUCUGUAAUGUAGAGCUCAGCUGCUCCUCUAUGCUAUUUCCCACAAUAACGUCCCAGGUCGACACACUGACUGUCAUUUUGACUCUGAUCCCUGCACUCCUCUCUCUCCCUCCUUCUGUCCCCAGGCACCCGGACCGGACCGAGGACCGACACCUUCUGGUUUCGGACUCUGUCAUCAGAACUGAUCGAUCAGACAUGAGGAGCGGCAUCAGAGGAGGUCCAGUGAAAAUGCAGAAGAUGUUAAUUGAGCUGAUGGUGCUAGCGGGAGUCCUUGGUUUGAGUCACGGUGCCAUUCAGAGACCUGACUAUGAUGACACACCCAACCCGGAGUUCCUCAACCCGUCCUGGAUGGCCAGCAUCCCUGAUGAUCAGCUGCUGUCUGAGGUCACCAUGCCUGGGACCCACAAUACCAUGGCCCUGUACGGCGGUGUGUAUGCUGAGUGCCAGACCUGGAGCCUGGCCUCCCAACUCCGAGCCGGCAUCCGCUUCCUAGACGUCCGCGUGCGUCACGUCAACGGGAACCUCACAAUUCAUCACGGGGUGUCUUAUCAGCGGGCGCACUUUGGCCAGGUGUUGGAGGAUGUGGCUGAUUUCCUUCGAGAGCAUCCCAGUGAGACUGUGCUGAUGCGUGUAAAGGAGGAGUUCAGUGAGACGUAUGACAUCUACGGUGCUGUGGUGGACUUCAUCCAUCGCUACGCUCACUGGGACCUGCUGUGGCACAGCCGGCUUGUGCCAACCAUGGGAGAGGCCCGGGGGAAACACAUCGUCCUGCAAGACUUUUCUGGGCCAGACUUGGGGAUGCGCUAUGGUUCCCUGGACAUAGCCGAUGACUGGAAGGUACCCACCCUUCUGCAUGUGGAGGAGAAAUGGCAGAGCGUCUAUGAGCACCUGGAGGCGGCACCUGCAGGAAACAAAGCCCAGAUUUUUCUCACCUACAGCAGUGGAGCUGGUGUGUUUGCGUACCCCAGAGCCGUCGCUCAGCGCAUCAAUGCACAACUGUACGACUACCUGAGGGCCAAGACGGACCUGAACCAGCGCCUUGGAAUCAUAUGCAUGGACUUCCCUGCUGCUCCUAUUAUUCAAAUGAUCAUUGACUUCCAACUAAAAGAGGUCAGAAAGAGAAGACAGGCCUUUAACCCAGUCUCUAGCAAGGCAAGUUUGAAAUAUACUAUUUCUUCACUGAGAAAGAAGAUGAUAAAACGUUUUGCUGUUAAUGUCUGAGACAAAAUCAGACACCUCUGCUUCAGACAGCAGACUGGUCAAUGACUGUAAAAUCAAUUAGGCAUCACUAUGAACAUGAUUUAAAUUAUACCUCAGAUGAAAUUUUUUUAUUGUGUCAUUCACCAAAGACACUGGGAACAAAAUAAAUGUCACAUAAAAUUAAAUCAGAAAUGGCAACAUGUGAAAAUGUGAAAAUAAACUACAGUGGAAACUGCUAAAGUGCCUUA